AUGGGCAUGGAGAAGCGCAGCCAUUUGCCCAAGAUCACAGUUAGUGAGGGACAGAGCCAGGAUCCAGACUCAGGGACGCUGCCGUUGCCCCAGGAGACAACCGUGGAGCUGAGCUGUGGACCAGGGCCAGUGCAAGUGAUUCUGGGCCCAGAGCAGGUGGCUGUGCUGGACUGUAGUCUGGGGACUGCCGCUGCCGGACCCCCCACCAGCGUCACAUGGAGCAAAGAUGGAGGUGCCCUGCAGGAACAUGACCACCUACGCCUGCUACCCAAUGGCUCCUUGUGGCUGUCCCAGCCGCCAGCACCCAAUGGCAAUGAAGAGGCGGCCCCUGCAGCCUCAGAUGUCAUCGAAGGCAGCUAUUCCUGCCUGGCCCAUGGCCCCCUCGGAGUAGUGGCCAGCCAGGCUGCAGUGGUCAAGCUCGCCACACUCACAGGCUUCACUCUGCACCCGGAGUCUCAGACAGUGGAGGAGAACGGGACGGCUCGAUUUGAGUGCCACAUUGAAGGGCUGCCAGCACCCAUCAUUACUUGGGAGAAGGACCAGGUGACAGUGCCUGAGGAACCUCGGCUCAUCACUCUUCCCAAUGGGGUUCUCCAGAUCCUGGAUGUUCAGGAAAGUGACGAAGCCUCCUACCGCUGCGUGGCCACCAACUCAGCCCACCAGCGCUUCAGCCAGGAGGCCCUACUCAGGGUGGCCCACAGAGGGUCCCUGGCAUCUACCAGGGGGCAGGACGUGGUCAUUGUGGCAGCUCCGGAGAACACCACAGUGGUGUCUGGACAGAGUGUGGUGAUGGAAUGUGUGGCCUCUGCUGACCCUACCCCUUUCGUGUCCUGGGUCCGACAGGACGGGAAGCCCAUCGCCACCGAUGUCAUCGUCCUGGGCCGCACCAACCUCCUGAUCGCCAGCGCGCAGCCCCGGCACUCUGGCACCUACGUCUGCCGCGCUAACAAGCCCCGCACGCGCGACUUUGCCACCGCAGCAGCUGAGCUUCGUGUGCUGGGCAUGGACAAUGUGGAAUACCAGUUUGCAGUGAACAAUGACACGACAGAGCUACAGGUUCGGGACCUGGAACCCAACACGGAUUAUGAAUUCUACGUAGUGGCCUAUUCUCAGCUGGGGGCCAGCCGCACCUCCACCCCAGCGCUGGUCCACACACUGGACGAUGUCCCCAGUGCAGCGCCCCAGCUCUCCCUGUCCAGCCCCAACCCCUCGGACAUCAGGGUGGCGUGGCUGCCCCUGCCUCCCAGCCUGAGCAAUGGGCAGGUGGUGAAGUACAAGAUAGAGUACAGUUUGGGAAAGGAAGAUGUGAUUUUCUCCACCGAAGUGCCAGGGAAUGAGACACAGCUUACGCUGAACUCACUUCUGCCCAACAAGGUGUAUCGAGUACGGAUUUCAGCCGGCACGGGGGCUGGCUAUGGGGCGCCCUCCCAGUGGAUGCAGCACAGGACACCCAGUAUGCACAACCAGAGCCACGUCCCUUUUGCCCCUGCAGAGUUGAAGGUCCGGGCAAGGAUGGAGUCCCUGGUUGUGUCCUGGCAGCCGCCCCCUCACCCCGCCCAGAUCUCUGGCUACAAACUGUACUGGCGGGAGGUCGGGGCCGAGGAGGAGGCUGAUGGUGAGAGUCCCCCAGGGGGCCGUGGAGACCAGGCUUGGGAUGUGGGGCCUGUCCGGCUCAAGAAGAAAGUGAAGCAGUAUGAGCUGACCCAGCUAGUCCCUGGCCAGCUGUACGAGGUGAAGCUUGUGGCAUUCAACAAACAUGAGGACGGCUACGCAGCAGUGUGGAAGGGCAAGACGGAGAAGGCUCCCACGCCAGACUUGCCCAUCCAGAGGGGGCCACCCCUACCCCCCGCUCAUGUCCAUGCGGAGUCAAACAGCUCCACAUCCAUUUGGCUUCGAUGGAAAAAGCCAGACUUCACCACAGUCAAGAUUGUCAACUACACUGUACGAUUCAGCCCCUGGGGGCUCAGGAAUGCCUCCCUGGUCACCUAUUACACCAGCUCUGGAGAAGACAUCCUCAUUGGCGGGCUGAAGCCAUUCACCAAAUAUGAGUUUGCAGUACAGUCCCAUGGCGUGGACAUGGAUGGGCCUUUCGGCUCUGUGGUAGAGCGUUCCACCCUGCCUGACCGGCCCUCGACGCCCCCAUCUGACCUGCGCCUGAGCUCCCUGACACCGUCCACUGUUCUGCUGCACUGGUGCCCUCCCACGGAGCCCAAUGGAGAGAUCGUGGAGUAUCUGAUCCUGUACAGCAACAACCACACCCAGCCCGAGCACCAGUGGACCCUACUCACCACGGAGGGAAACAUCUUCAGCGCUGAGGUACGCGGCCUUGAGAGCGACACGAGGUACUUCUUCAAGAUGGGGGCACGCACAGAAGUGGGGCCUGGGCCCUUCUCUGGCCUGCAGGAUGUGAUCACUCUUCAGGAGAAGCUUUCAGACUCCUUGGAUGUGCACUCAGUCACGGGCAUCAUCGUGGGUGUCUGCCUGGGCCUCCUCUGCCUGCUGGCCUGCAUGUGUGCUGGCCUGCGCCGUGGCCCCCACAGGGAAGCCCUCCCAGGCCUGUCCUCCACGGCCACCGCUGGGAACCCCGCUCUGUACUCCCGAGCCUGCCUUGGACCCCCCAGUCUCCCAACUACCCAUGAACUGGAGUCCCUUGUGCACCCCCGUCCCCAGGACUGGUCCCCACCACCCUCAGACAUCGAGGACAGGGCUGAAGUGCACAGCCUUAUGGGUGGUGGAGUUUCUGACUGCAGGGGUCACUCCAAGAGAAAGAUCUCCUGGGCUCAGCCAGGUGGGCCGAGCUGGGCAGGUUCCUGGGCAGGCUGUGAGUUGCCCCAGGCAGGCCCUGUGCCUUCUCUGACCCGGGCCCUGCUGCCCCCUGCUGGAACUGGGCAGACGCUGUUGCUGCAGGCUCUGGUGUAUGAUGCCAUAAAGGGCACUGGGAGGAAGAAGCCACCCCCAGUCUGCAGGAACCAGGUGGAGGCUGAAGUUAUUGUACACUCUGACUUUAGUGCCUCCAAAGGGAACCCUGACCUCCACCUGCAAGACCUAGAACCUGAGGAUUUCCUGCCUUCCGAGGCUCCUGACCUUACUUUGGAUGUUGUGGAUCUAGGGCAAGGGGUAGACUGGCUGGACAGGGAGCUGGGAGGGUGUGAGCAGGCAACCACUGGGCCAGACAGACUUACCUGCCUGCCAGAGGCACCUUCUUGCCCCUACCCAGACCUCCAGCCCAGUGAGGCUCUGGAGGAGGCCCCUGGAAACAACUGCCAGUCAAAGGCCCCCUGCCCUCUAGGAGCCAGCCCAGGCUUGCCCAGAACCUCAGUCUCCUCCUCUGCAUAGCUCCCCUAGAGAGUACAGUUUGGGACAGGCUCUUAUGGAUCAUGGGAUAUGACACCUGUGUACCUGCAGAUACCGAACAAGCCAUUUGGAGCCUCCUAGGGUGCUUUGGCUAGAGACAGAGAAAGAAAUGGCUUAUUCACUCCCCCCAUACGCUGUGACACAUGAUAUGUGAGAGACAUGUGAGGCAUGGCAAUAUGUGAUGUACACAUAUGUGAAGCACAUGUGUGUGUGCUGGUUGGUGAGCUGGGAAACCUUGGUCCAGGCAGUGGUCACUACAGCCGAAUUGAUCCUCCAGGUUAGGACAGUGCCCCAGAGUGGUCAGUCCUCAGCCCUGUGCGUCCCCCACCUCUGCCACCCAGCCUUUUAUUACACACUCUGAGAGUGUCUCCAAUGCCCUGUCUGACAAGACAGCCCCAGUCCAUUUUCCUGGCUGGCUGAGCUGAGUGCAAAUAGGCUCUGAAUGCCUGACAUUUUAGUUCCGUUGCUGCCCAUCUCCCACCUCCCAUUGCCCAAAUUGAGAGGGUGACUCUGGUUCCCCUCAGAACAACUCUGCAGUUAAUUUUGUAAUUUGGGAAGUGCCUGGUUUUGAACAUCUGCUUUCUCUUGCUCUCCCCUCCUUCCUUCCCCUUCGCUACUCUAAUGGCCUCUCCCCCAGCCGACUUGCUCUCCUAAUUCCAGUGCCCUUCGCUUCCUUCUGACACUUUCCUUUCCCCUCUGCUGUUUCUGUCUCCUCUUUCUGUCUGCCUCUCCUGUCUCUCACGCCUCUCCCAAAGUGUGUAUGUGGUUCUCCUGCCUUCCUUCCCUAACAACAUGACUACCUCAUGUCUGCUUCGAGGCCAUAGCGUGACUCCUGUGUCUGCCCCUUCGCUUUACUCCGUACCUUCCUGCCCCCUCUUCUCUCUGUGCCUCCGGCUGCCUCCUCCCAGCAGACUGCCCACCCCUAGUGCAAGUUUGGAGAAGACCUUCCAGCUUUCCUUGUAUCUUUCUCCCUGGGAUUGAGAUGGGAGGGUUCUCCUUGGAGGUGAUGAAUCCAAGGCGCACAAGGGGACUUUGGGGAUGGGGAAAUGGGAACAUAACCCAGAGGCUCAGGAUAAAAUUCCCCCCUCCCUUCUAUGCAGGGAGGCAGGUUUGCUGGAUGGGAGGGUGUUUUGGGUCCUUCUUUCUUAGCUAAAGCUAAAAGAGGGGAAGGCGAGUGGGAAUUCGGGGCUCUGCAGCCCUGCAGCUUCCCACUCUGAGCACCUUGCACAUGAGCUGGUGGGGGAGGAGUGAGAGGAAUCUCAUCCCUUUGGGUGCUGGAAGGGAGCUCUUUGCACAGGACCAGGGCAAUUGGCUCAUUUUUUUUGUUCUGUUUUGUUCUGAAUUCAGUCCUGAAGUCGAUUUCUGUUGAUCUGCCCCGCAAGGACAAGCUUGGCUUCUAUGUUCUGUGCUGACAAAACAAUGCAUUUUAUUUUAUUUUGCACCUCAGCCUCUCGUAGGAGCAUGGAAUGUGGGGGUCUUUUCUCCCUAAAUGCAUUUUUAACUGAUUGGGAUAUCGAGGGUUAACUCUGGCUUCUGGGCUAAAUUAGAAAUAACCAGUCUAUCUCCACCCACCCCCCUUUUUUAAUGGUGAAAUGUCUCUCAGCAGAGUUGCAGCUUCCUCAGACCCUUUCAGCAUCUGUGUUUAUUACACUCGGGUGUCACUCACGUUUGACAUCGCACCUACAUUUCCUCCCCAUCCCCCUCCUUCAGCCUAUGAUAACACUAAAGAUUAUUAAUGUUGGUUUUGUAUCUUGUUAAGGACAGAAUUGUCACUUGUACUAUUUCUGUGGCAUUCAGCGUUGCUGUGGCUAACACCACACUCUAUAUGUUUCAUCAUUGCUCUGAAGGUCAAAAGCCUCGUUUUAUUUUGCUGGUUUGAUUUUUUUUUUCCUAAAGGAAAAAAAAAAAAAAAACUGCCCUGAAUUAAAUGGCUGUUUUAACAGUAGGCUCUUAGCAUUACACCACAUAGUCAUUUUUCAUGUUCUUGUUUAACAGGCACUGAGGUUCUGGUUUAAAUUAAAUAGCUGCAAAUGAGACAAUUUAUAACCCAUUAGGUUGGGUGGAAAAUUGUUUCUCAAAAGCAAAUAAGUAAUAAAUCUGGUAUCUGCCUAUAACUCACAGUUGAUAAGAAAGUGGCCAUUACUCACUAGUAUUAUAUAUGAUUUGGGCUCUGGGUAAUUUGGAAGUGUUAGGUUUGUGUCUUUGUGGCAGUAUUUUUAUUAGAAAAGAGUCUAUUGGCCUUUUACAGGGUAUUAAUCCCUUUGUCACCUACCAUCGAUGCCUUACGUUUUUGAGUCUCAUUUUAAAGCCUUCCCCUUUUUGAUGCAUGGCAAGUGUAAUCAUUUCUGCUCAUUUAUUUGUCUGUAUUUAGUUUAUGCUCUUUAUUUAAUUAUUUUUCCAGCAUUUGUUUCUCUUUACAAAUAUGACAUUUUUUAGUGUUAAGCCAAGGCAUUGAUCAUGUAUCUGUCCUUAUAAUGAAUUAAUAAACUAUUUUCCAAAAAUA
Molecule: messenger RNA, 5857 nt
Organism: Miniopterus natalensis
Lineage: Eukaryota; Metazoa; Chordata; Mammalia; Chiroptera; Miniopteridae
Source: RefSeq, a predicted model, not a curated record